GCAAAACUUUUGUUCCUAGCGUCUGUAGUAACGAAAAAUUCGGUUAACUCUUACAAUUGAACAAUUAAUAACAUAACUCAAGUUCGGCCGCCUUCUUUUAAGAUAAAAUGAUCGCAUCAAAAAAUUCGUGGACUGGAUAACUGAUAGAGAAAUUCUGAAGCAGUCUAUCGACAUUUGAUCAGGAGUUUCCGACCGAUAGAUCGUGCGCUUGUCUGUUCCUUCCUUCGUCGAAUUCUUCAAAAUAUCAGACGCUUUCUCUCAAUCAAUGGAGCGAUUUGGUGGAUCAUUGCCCGUUAAGGGUUACAGUGGUGAAAUGGCUGGGAAAAAACGCGUUCAAUUGCCAGUAGACCUCGGAAAAGGUAUGUUUAUAGUUUAUAUUUUAACCUCUUGAAUUGUUUUAAAUGUACGCGCGAUGCUCAAGCGAAAUUUUUAUUUUAAAAGCAAAACUUUCUUUGAGAGUUUGAGUGUUGAAUGAAAUUAUUAUUGGAAGCUUACUCGCUGGUGUAAAUUAUCUAGACAAGGAAGCCUUUUCUUGAAUUUACUGAAUCUAAAAAUUUGUGUUUUGAGACUUAACCACAACAAUUCAAUGCUCAACAAUUAAGAUAUAUUAAUAGCCGUUUAAUUUUUAAUUAUUGAAAUCUGCAACAGUACAAGUUCCAUGUUUCCAGUGUCAGUUUUAAUUGCAAACACUGUCAAAGCUCUUCACUUUCAAUUGCUGUUUUAAAUUUAUCUUUGUAUUUCAGUGACUUUGCCCCAUCCCAGACAAUGCAGACUACUUUCAUCUUUCUGGGGGCUGGCAGGAAACGAUAUUUUGUUGGAUUAUUAAUUUGCGUAAAAAUCCUGACAUUUUGGUUGUCCAUAGGUUACAGUUCUUAUGACUCAAGUAACUUAUUUCACAGUACCCCAAAAACAAAGGUGAGUGUUUGAACGUGAUUUUUCGUUGUUGAAACCUGGGGGCUUAGAUGGGAUAUGAUUUCUCCUAUGGUAAUUAAAGCUGCACCGUAGUAAAUUUUUCUUUGGUUUUUGUUUACCGUGCUUGCAUGCAGUUAGAUGUGAAUUCAUUACUAGGGUAAAUAAAACAAGUAUGGUUGCCAAAAAGAAGCAAAAUUAUAUUUUAUUUUUUAAGUUGAUAAUCUAUUUAAUUUAUUUUUCCAAUAGCCAAUAGUUUCAUCCUUUUCAACAUCACCCAGUAGCUACAAACCUAGAACAAGCAACUCAAGCUAUCAGCCAGGCAUGAGUCCAUCUCGAGCAUCACGGAGUAAAUCUCCCCUGCGGAGUGCAAGUCCUGUCCGCCACUCUGUGAGUCCUGGCUUAAAUAGAACUACAAGUCCAAGGCUACACAACAGCUCACUGUCUCCAACCAGUAAACAGGUUUGUACCGGUUAUAAAAGAAAAAGCUAUUAAAAUACAUGUAGAUGCAAAGUCAAGACUGGUUAGCUUCGAACAUACCAUGCGGAGCCUCUGGAAAUUAUGUUUUGAUGUUAUUGUGAAGAAUAUUUUUGUGGCAAAUCUUUUGACUUGAGGAAAAGCAUUUUGUGGCAUAAUAGAAACUUUUUGCUGUAUUAUGACCUCAUGAAAAUCAAGUGCCAUAUAAUUUCCUAAUUAUUUUUUGCAGUCCACCAGAAUUUCUGUAAAAAUGGUGACAGUACAUCAAAAUUAGCUUUUUUUUACUAAUACCAAAAUAAUAACAAUAAUAAUAUUAUUAUUAUUAUUAUUAUUAUUAUUAUUAUUAUUAUUGUGAUUUUUGUUCUCAGCUCUCAGACGUUGACAGUGAUACCAUCCAAAGGCAGAGACGCGAACUCCAGUUACUCAUAGGAGAACUUAAAGAUAGAGACAGGUGAAAUAAAUGUAACUUUCUAUUUUAGGCAAAACUAGUCUGACAACUUUGAUGCUAAACAGUUGCAGGCCACAGUCAUAGAGUAUUUGAACAUUUGUUUUUUGUUUUGUACCUGUUUAGAGAACUGAAUGACAUGGUACAAGCUCAUCAGAAACAGAUAGUGGCUUGGGAAGAGGAUAGACAGAGGGUAAGUAAGCACUUGAAAGAGUUGGGGUUCAGUUUCUGGACAAACCUCAGAAAAAGGUCAAGUUUGAAAUCCUGCUUUCCUAGGCUGGUAAUCAGUACUUGUCCCUUGUGAUUGGAUGGGAUUAUUAGGCGAACAGAAUAAAGAUAAUCCCUUUUGUUACCUUCAGCUUGUGCAUUACAUGUACAAGUAGCUUAAUUUCAUCAUGACCUUUUUCACUUUUUUACACAUAAUAUACCUGAUGUGGAAAUGAUUUGAAAGGAAAUAUAUGAAAUGACUGAUAUUUUGAACUGCGAAGUUAUCUAAGAUCAAGUUUCAAGUUCGUUUUCAACUGCAUAGGUUGUUCUUUUAACUGCGAGGAUCAUUCCCACUUUCAUACAUUUAAUAUACACAGUUCAAAAUAUGAAUCAUUUCAUAUAAUUUCCUUUCAUGUCAUUUCCACCAUCAAGUAUAAUUUUAUUACAAACUCACAGUGGCCUGCUCUCCAGUUGCCUUGAUUGGCGUUACAAUGGAUAGAGCAUUGUGUGCAGUCAUUGCAAAGGUUUUUUCCAUUCAUUUUUAAUGUCUUUCACCAUCGUUGUUGCUAAAGUUUCCUAAUCCUGAUAAUGAGGUUUUCCAGCUGUAAAAUGAAUGUUUGUUCUAAAAGAAGUCUUGUAGCUUUAGGUUGAUGUUUUUACUGUAAGAGGGAAUGCCAUGUCAGAUUUUUAGAGGGCCCAUUGACUAAAGAUUAGAGGUGUUUGAAAGAAAUUCCACAGAAAAAAUUCCACAACAUGGUUGUGCUCAAAAUCGAAAAACCAAUGGGUUACAUCAUCUUUAGGCUGACAACUUAUAUUCUUCCCCUUCUUGACACAGGUGUUUGCUCUUGAAAAACGGUCAGCCAGGCUAGAAAGUAAGUGAACACACUAUUUGGACAGGUCAUGUACAGCUUGAUCACAAUAGUUGUAAUUAAUUGCAGUUGUAAUUGCAGUGUAAGCAAUUUGCAAAUAAAGCCGGUAGAAAAACAAUUUGUGGCUUUUGGGGGUUACAUAUAGCAGCAUUAUUUCUAGGUCCUUCAUGCUACUAACACUGGACUGACCCCUGCCGACAUGAACCUCAUUAGCUCCAAACACUCCUGUUCAUUUUAUUUUCAAAUAAUAACAUUGUGCAAGUGUUAUUGUUUGAGUUGUUUAUUGAAAUUGUUAAUGUUUAUGGCAGGUGAACUUAAAAAUAGAAAUGAACAAUUAAAGGGAUUGCAAGCAAGGUUUGAGAUUUUUUAUACUAUUUCUAAAGAAUUAUUGGAUGGGGUUUAUGUGAUAUCCAGAAUAAUCAAGACCAAACACUUACCUCAACCUUGAUUAUUCCAGAUAUCACAAAAACCGAAUCUAAUAAUAAUUAUUGUUUUGUACAUUUUUUUGAAGAAAAUAAGGUAACACAGCAUUAUAUGAAACACUGUUUGAAAUUUCUUUAGGAAAUGAUGCAUUGCCACACAACCUACAGAUUAGUCACAAAUCUGCUAGUAGAUAAUUAACCCCAAUUUUUUACUGAUCUGUAGGUUGUGUUGAUUUCCAAAGUUAUGACAGAUAGAUAGAAGACAGAUAGUGUGCACAGUGUACAAUAGUGCAACUUAUUGGUACAAAUUUAAAUGUUUUUUCUGACGUACAGUGUAGUGAUAAAAAUCUUAUGCAGUACAUUAUUUCAAAACAUGAAUUAAAGCUAUCAGAAGUACAUAUAGCAAGAUCACGUUUUUUGAGUGCUUGAAAAGUACAACGAUAAAUAGCAGUUGUAGGACUUUUCAAGCAUAAUAUUUGUUUUCUUUAUGGAAUUUUAAAGGCUCAAAGCUUCUGAAACUGAGGAAAAGAAUAAAGUCAAGGAACUUGAAGAUACACAGGUUUGAAAACAGCAUUAUGUUCACCUUAAACGUUCUAUGAAUGGUGCACCAUACUCCUGGAAAGUUCAUUGCGGUUGUACAACAUGCUUCCUGAAAUUCUACCUUAUUUCAGACCAAAACUCAACUUGUGAUUUUUCCACCUUUAUUAUCUGCAGUAAUUGUGUUGACUCAAUGAAGCAUAGUACCUAAUUUUAGUCACCAGUCUCUGCUUCCAGCCUAAAGCUGCAUUUCAGACCCAAACGGUUAACAUGUGAUGACCAAAUAAGAAAGUACAUUGCAGCUCCUCCUCACCCCCCUUCUGUCUAGGGGACCUACGUUUUGAUGAUUUGAGAUCGUAUAAAUUUGAACAACUUUCUAAUUAUGUGCUGGUUUGUUUGUUCAUGCAGCUACAACUACAGCAAGUUUCUGAACAUGCAAAUACGUCUCUUCAUCAAGUGCAAGAACUUGAAGUAAGUCACUUGUCUGCCACUCGUCGUUAAUAAUUUAUUUCAUUUAUCUGCUUGCUUAUUUGCCGUUCAUCUUACUAAUCAUUAGAAUGUUCACUUCUCACUUUAUAGGAAAAGAAUAGCGCUUUAACAUCAUCAAUGCGAGAGUUAUCAAAUACGAUAGGACAGCUUCAAGCUAGAGAACAAGAACUUUUAACAAAACUUAAACUUAAGGUAUGUUAGACAAGCCAGACAUCGAAAAGUGAAAUAGUAUCAUUUGCUAAGUUUGUCUUAAUUGACAAAUGGUCUACCUUUGACGUUUUUAAUUUUGCAUUUUGAUGUAACGUUCUGCCGAAACUUCUUGUCUGGGGCCCUUUUCUGGAUGAUCCCUAUCCAAAAAGCUCUUUUAUGUAUGCCGUGUCAACAUUCAAUAUCCAGGAUUAAAUUAGAAAGCAAUACAAUGAAACUGUGAAGGACAAAAUGGAAAUUUUUUUCUGAGUUAGGACCCAGUUAGGGCCUUUUUACAUGAAGGUGGGGGACCCCAGGUAGGUGAGGUAACAUGUGGCAAGUUACCCCACCUGACAUGUAAACGUGACCACGUAAAAUGAGAGAUUAUAUGGAUAGGCAGGUUACCCCAGCUAAGUGGGUUACCUCACCUACCUGGGGUCCCCCAACUCUAUGUAAACAGGCCGCUAGGGUUGAAUCAGUUUGAACUCGACCAACACUCUUGUCCAUCCCUGUCUUGAUGAAAACACUGGCAAUAUUGGGGACGAGUGCUGCUCCUUAAUUAACAACAGAGACCUUUCGUUAAAAACCACAAUGCCUAGAAAAACAUACGCUUAAAGGGGACUCAAGAUUUCAACUUUAAAUUUCAACUUGAAAAUUUUUUUGGUUUAGCAGGGAACGACAAAGAAAGGUAUCACAAUGUAACACGCACGUGGGGAAAAAUAGGAAAACACACUCGUUGGUUAAUUUAAAAUUAUUGUGGAUAUAUUCGAAGCAUACACGAAUACGGUAUAUUUACCCACUGAAAUUUUUUUAACGACGUUACUUGUUCAAUACUACCCCGGUCUGAGAGGUUUUUCUUGAAAUUUUUCUCCGCUAGGAAUGAACGAGCCGCACGAAGCCACGGCGCCGAAAUCGAGUCGCGGGCGGGGGAGGAAGAGAAAAACCUCGUUUUUCUCUUCCUGGCCUCGUAGCGACUGGUUUUCGCCGCUUCAUGCGGCUCGUUCUCUCUGACGCGGAGAAAUGUUCAAGAAAAACCUCUGGGACCAUGGUGCUUAAAUACCAUGCUAUGCAUGUACUGGAGAUUGCUGCCAAUCUGUUAAUAAACUGAGACUGACUCAAGUUUUGUUUUUUGUUAGGAUAACGACAUUAUGGAAGCAAAUGUAAGCUUAGGAGAAUUACAGCAAAAGAUAAAAAGACUUGAAGGGUUAUGUCAAGUGAGGAUUAUUUCGUUUUUGUUGUUGUUUAUUUAAAAAGCUAUUUAUUUAUUUACAAGGCUCUUAAAAUUGCAUGUAACGGUAGCGAGAUUAAGCAAGUCACUUCACAGAAGCUACUUGAGGUAACUGAUUAGACAGCCACCUAAAUUUUACUGAACAUUUUGAAGCAGGCAGGCAGCUCGCGUAAUUUUAGAUGCAAAUAUAAGAGAUAUGAGUAAAGACCCUUUUAGACGGCUUGAUUGGCUGCCGUUUAAGGACGAAGUAAAUCUUCUAUGCGCAUAAGAAACGAAGACGACUGCCCAGACUACAUAACGAAACUAUUACGUAGAAACUCAGAUGAUCUCAGGAGUGACAGCAGAGCUAGCCGUUAUGGAAGGUUCAAUUUGGUAGGUCCGUUUUAUGAUAGGGAAACGGAAGCUGUGGAAUAGGAUUCCUCUUGACAUGUGCAUGCGAAAGAAGGACACCGCUGGCGCGUUUAAGAAUGCUCUUAAAAGUAUUUUUUAGCCGAUUUCUUAUGUGUAUAAUGUUUUCAUAUUUUUAAAUUCUAAUGUAAUGUACAUAUCACUUUUUCUUAUCUUAUAGUAUUUUAAAUUCGCUGUGUUUAUCUUAGUAGUUUUUAAUAUUCAUAAUUUAAGACUGAGGGCCACUAGUUCAUCCGUUUUUCUGUCAUCUGUCUGAUGUAUAUUGCCUUUUUAUCUUUUUAUUCUAAUGUACAUAUCACUUUUUCUUAUCUUGUAGUAUUUUAAAUUUUAAUUCUUUGUGUUUAGUUUAUUAGUUCGCCACUAGUUCAUCAGUUUUUACUGUCAUGUGUUACCCUCAUUAAAUAAAGUUGUUACCUUGUUACCUUAACUUACUCCAUUUCACCCUGCAGGAACUAAGAAAAACUGAAAGUACACUUAGGGCAGAAAGAGACCAGUGGAGAGACCAGGCGACAGCGAACAAACAUGAAGUGGAAAAACUUAGAAGUACGAAAGUACAUGUAGAAUACUUUAAACAUUUGAACAUUGAUGGAGUCUCUGUUGUUUGUAUAUGCGGUUUGGCAAUAAAUAACCAAAAUGCUGUUGAUCUGAACUGUGUUUACUGGUGAACAAAUGUAAAAUGUAAUCUUAAACAAACUUUGCGUUUGUGUUGUUCUAGGUGACAUAAGUAAACAGUUUAGUGACGCAGAUGAAGUACAAGCUGAACUAUCCAAGGUGAAAGUGUGAUUCUUUUUAGGUGAUUUGUCUUUGUAAAGCUGUCGUUGUUGGCGGGCGAAAGUUGUAUAUAAUUACUUUCGUAUUGCCGUGGCCGCCAGAAGAUUGGGAAGAAUAGAAGUAGUGACCCUUGGGCCGGACGUUGAGGCAAAGAAGACGGGAGAGAACCAAAGAAAACGCAAGCUAGAAUUUUAUUACUUGGCCAGUAAAUUUCAUUACACUUUCUUUUUUACAAAUGAAAGUAGAUUUCAAACUAAUGUUGGCCGGUAUAGUGCACAUUUUUCUCACUUGGUGCCUGUUACAUUCUUUGCGCUGUGAUAGGCUCUCUGGCUUGCUGAUUGUUGUGAGUGGUCAACUAUAAACAUUUUUUGUUCUAUAUCUCGCAGACUAAGCAAGAUGUUCUUGUGCUCCAAAAGGAACUUUUCUUAUCAGGUAAGAAAGACCUUACUUAGUAUUGUGCUUCUCUAAAAACACUUCUGAGUUAUUAAAAAAAGAUAAUUGUAUGAUAUCUUGUUUUAGAACUGAAUGUGCGUAUCUUUACCUCCUCGAGCGGCAACAUGCUGAGCAGUUUAAGAGUUGGAGUUUCUCGGACCUCUUGUUCCCAAUGGAAUCCCGAGAUCAAAACGCCUGUUGUGUUUAUUUGAUUUAUUUGUUUUAGUCAUUUGCGCGGCCCCAUCAGCCUUUGCCUUUUAAUUACUACCGAAGAUACGUGAAGGGAUUAUACAUGUUUUUCAUUAGGUAUAUUUUUCUGUCACCAGGAGAAAGAGAGAAAAGGAAAGACCAACUGCUUGAUUUACAAAAAUCAAAACAAGAGAGAACGGAUUCAGAACUUCAAAAUCUUCGUCAAGUAAGUAUAUGAAGGUCUAUCUGGCUAAUCCCCAUUCUCCUCGCGGCUUCGCUGGCCAAAAAAAACGUCAGUGGGACAAAGUAGUCGAGGAGCGCGUUAAAUCCUCCUAACAAUCGGCCACUUUAGGGUGCACUUCAAACUGCAACCUCAAAUUGACCAAUACUCUAGGGGUAAGAUAAUGUUAUGUCACGGGACGAUUUGCAACGACAAUUUUAAGGGCAACAAUGUUGUGACAGUAUAGCAACAAUGGUGUUAAACUAUAUUGCGCUGAAAAUCGUGGUUGCAAAUCUUCCCAUGUGCCAUUUCAAAGUUGCACGUCAGACUGGGUUGGUAUUGUGUCGAAGGAUUAGGACGUCCCUUUGGACGCACAAACAUCUUCUCCCAAAAUUAAACGUGGUUUUCUUUAAACGACCCUCCGAUCGAAAGGCCGCCAUGUUACCAUCGCGGGCUCAAUCAGUACAGGUCAUUGACAUUAUGUGUCAUACACGAACUCUGUUAAAACUUGCCUGGAAUUCUGGGUUUGUAAAAUACUGUACGAAGCCCGAUAAGUGCCAUCCACAUUUAAAAUUUUCUUUUCAGUAUCUUUUUCUCUUUUUUGGCGAUGUUUCAGUUGGCAUAAAAUGUGUUCCUAUCUUGAAAAUUGACGUACUUUUAAACCUUCCCUUUCUACACAAUUGUAUCCAGAAGUGAGAUUUUGUUUUCAGGGAUUUCCGCUGUAAAUUAACAUAGUAGCGUGGUGAUUAUUUGCUCAGAAAAUAAAAAUGACAAGUCUCUAAAUUGUCUACUGUGUUGUUUAUUGUGCAUAACGGCUACAGGACCACUUAUCCGUGAUUCUGGGACUCCUAGUUUUGCAGCUGUGUGAGUCCUGUGACUCACUAUAGCUGUUUUAUAGGUGUAUCGCCAAAAAACACGCAAACCUCAUCUCAGAGCAGGGCACCUGUUACAGAAAUCCUGCAACGCCGGGAAGAGAGCGUCCGAAAAAUCGACCCGAGAGUUUUUUGCUCGCGAUUUACAAGCCAGGACAUUUUUUUUAGUUUAAGUAAUUCAUUACAAAUAGAACGAAACUUAAGGGAUUGUAUUUACUUAUUUUUCUCUACAGAUCUGUGAACGACAACAACGCGACAUUUCCUACAUGCAGCUGCAGCUACAGAGCUCUCACGACAUGUUAUCUAAACAUGUUACAGAGGCUGAGUUAGUUCUUUUUUUUUUGCAGUUCUUUUUAGUUUCCUCUCAUUUGUAGUAAAAACCGUGAACAAUUCUUGCUUCGCUCACCCGCUCACAUAUUAUGCUCAGGACUUAUAAGUUCUCAGGACUUGGUGCAUUUUUUCCACCCCAAACUCCGUAUGGAUUUGUUUACUAAUUUACAACUGUCGUUGAUACUUAUCUACCACAUACAGUAGUUAAUGAAAUCCUCAAUUACAAUUCAUGCAGUUGAAAAGAAGAAAACGUUAAAGAACUAUGAGGUUUGACCGAGUUUUUUUCUUUCCGGUCUGGACAAGUUGACAAGAUUCACUGAAAAAAUGGUAAAACAUCACUUCUGUUUCAUUUGUAGUUCGCAAAUGUUAUAUGCACGCAUGGAUACAGGUCCGAAUCAUGUUCACAAUCCCAUGGAUUUACAACCAAAAUGAGUCUUUUGAAGAGCCAAUUACCUUUCUCAAUACCACAAAAUACAAGCACAGUAGUUCUAAUGGUAAUACAAGAACUACACCUGAAGAACCCCAUCUACUAAGGAACACAUUUUUUAUUCCAUUGCCGGAUUAGUAUAAGCGCCAUUGGCAAUUACUUUGAUUAAAGAUUAACAUUCCUUGUACGUACUCAAAUAGACUUUUUGUUGAUUCGUUAUCUUAUUCAUUCCAUUUACAUGUUCUUCCAUUCAUGUAUUUUCAUGCAGUAAGAUGUCUGAACUGGAGUCCAUUCCCCCUGAUGAAGAGAAGAAACCCAUCAAUAGCUUUUACGACGCGACAAGUUUUCACCUUAACGGGGACUUAUUUGAAAAUCAGGUAAAUAGUCUUUCUUGGCAAUUUCUUUAUCUUUGCUUUUUAAUUUUUGGAUAUGAGGAUUUUAGGCCUUGACGUUAGAAAACGGUCAAAACCAUUCGAUCCACGUCGGAGAAAAUAACACAAAGAGGAAAGCUUCAGUUUAGUCACAGCGGGUAAACUGUGAACAAACCGGCGAGCAGAUCGGUCACGAUUCUUCCAACAAAAACUGCAAUAUCUUUGUUUUCGCCUUUGAAAUUUACCAGGCUCUCCACGAUGAAUUUUGUCAGAGAAGACAAAAGAUUGUAUCAGCUACAUAUUAUAGUUUGAAGCCUUCUCGUGUGAACAUAUCGCAAUGUUUACAAAGGAAACAGGGGUGAGAUAACGGGCCGAGGCUCGUCUCUCGAAAGUCUCUGUAACUUUUCUGGUCCGUAAUCAAAUAUUGAAAUUGAAAUUUAAAGAAUGAAAAAGCAGGUUGUCCCUAACAAACUAGUCCAUUUUGUUUUGUUAACUGAUAACCGUAAUAAAAUAUAAGAAGUUGCCAAGCUUUUAACUCGUUCUUUCUUCAAUGCGCAAUUUUUAUUUCUGCCGCUUUUGAUCUUGGUAAACCACAGGUCUGGUGAUUAAAAGUUUUGUUUUCCUUCAGGACCAAGUGCCAAGCCGGUCAAUGGACUUUGAUGGUAUGUACAAUUUGUCAGUUGUUUCAGAUCAGACCAGAGAAAUUGAUUUACUCCACAGACUCAAAAGGUUUAAUGUUUGUCGUUUGAACGCUCCGAGAAAAUGGUCAUGUUUUAUCUUUUGAAUAUUUGAAAAGGUACAUUAUACGAUUUGUUUGAAUCAUGCCGUUUUCCUAGUUUCAUAUUUCUUCCCUUCUUUCUUUCUUUCUUUUUUUUUUUUCUCAGCUCCUGUAGCUUCUAAAGGUGUCGACGAUGACCUAUCGGCUUACAUCCCUGGUAAGAAUAUAAAAGGUUAUAAAGGUUUUGUUAUGAAACCCGACUACAGUCGCAAACAUACUCACUUCUAAUCGCACAUUACCUUACAAAUCCCUCUACUUGCGACUUUAUUUUAGGUGGUGGAGGAAUGUCCUCUCUUUCUAUGCACGCCACAGCCGGAAGUGACUUGGCUGACGAUUUCGACAAUCUAUCCCAAGAUCCAAUGCAACCCGCUGCGACAUCAGAGAGAGUUUUUGCAAGUUCUAAUACAGAAACGUUUUUGCCAUCAAGGUAAUUUGAAGCAAAAACCGUCCUGCUUGUUAGCCUCCCCCUUUUUUUACUAACAACAGCUGUGACGUUUUUUUUCUUUCUUUCUUUCUUCCUUCAGAAAUCCUGCUUACUUCAGCACACCUAACACACGAACAGACAUGUACCCCCCGCUGAGUAACCUGUCGAUCACGAGCGCUAGACAGGACGAUCAUAGCAACUUUCAGCUUCCCGGCUUCUCGGCUGGUAGCUCUGUGACACCUUUAAGACACAGCGACACCUAUAUACCUUAUUCAGCUGGUGUGUCUGUGACAAAGACCUCGCCCUCUAAGGUAAGUUUGACACCUUAUGAACUCGAACAAGGGCUUUUCCUCAAAUGCUGACAGUAGAAUUUCCAACGCAGAUUUUCUUUUGCCUUGUCACGCAUUCCCCCCAUAGUGCUUUAUUGACGUUUGACGAAGCAAUGAGUAUAUCUACGUAGUUAUUAGGUUCCUCAAAGAAUAGAACGUGCACGAUUAAAAAAAACGUUACACCCACAAUACCAAGCAACGAAGACUCAACCUACAAUUUCUAUUUUUUGCUAAACUUUUAACGCAAAUCUCCUAUCCUUACCCACCCGUUUUUACAUCUUUUUCUGCUAUGCGCGCACAACAUAAACGUUUUUUUUUUCUUUAGAAAAAAAAUAUAUCUGGCUGAUAACUACUAACGUAAUAAUUUAUGUAACUGACAGAGAUAGGCCAUGUAAUAUACUAACACAAGUUCCCAUAACUUGCUUUACAAGACAGCAAGUUUGUGUCUGCAAGUUAGUGAACUGCUCUCAGUUUCUUUCUUUCUUUUCAUUGUUAACCCGUCCUCAGGCCGAUGGGGAUUCUUCACCGACCAGUAAACUUCAUCGGCUGCUGGCGGAAUCUCGACAAAUGGUUCAAAACCUUGAACAAUCUACUACAUUCUCUUUGAGCGGAAGUCCCAAGCAGGUUAGCUUUUUGAAAAAGUCUCCAAUGGACGUGUAUCUAACCUUUGCACUUUAACAAGCACUUUGUUACAAGUAACAUAGGUAUAAUACUAUCAUUGCAACCCAUACCAAACUACAAUACAUAACCUUUUCCCCUUUUUUAAUCCCUCUUUUAAUACUCUAACUAACCAUUUCUUGUGGGUCAGCAAUAUUUUUUAAACGCUUAAGUUUUCACUCAAGUUUACAGGAGAUUUUUUGCCUGUAGAGCUUACAAUGAUUUUUUUCCCCCGCACUUGCACUGGUUGGCCGUUUUCCCGCCUUUUUCUAGUGGCGCCUAACUUACGUUUCCCGCUCUUAGCAGCAGUUUAAUUUCGACUGUUUCUGUAAACUUUCCUUCAACAUAAUAUUUGUUGAAUUAAAUUGGCAAUCAUUUGAGUAGAUCGCUCAAGAAUGUUGAGACAGAUGCCAACAUCCCUCUAGCCUUAAGGAAUUUCGGGGAAAAAAGCCGAACCCCUUUAAGCAGGCCUUAAAUUUGUUCCAGUUGUAUGGCCUAAAUGAGUAAUUGUAGCGGUUUUUUAUGGUUAAUGAAUAACACGCCCUUUUUUACGCGUCUAGGACUCAACGGUGCCCACAAGUGAGCAGUAUACACCACCGCAAAGGCACUUGGGAAGUCCUCUUCAUUCUCGCCCGAUACCGACCUCCGCUGAAUAAAACGUAAGCAGGAGGCUAUUUCUUUUUCUACGCCAACGAUGACCUUUUGGAACCGUAAUUGGUAUCAGAGGCUUUCUUACCCUAAGAACAGUCAAGAGCCAUAUUAUGGCUCUUGGAACAGCCUAUUAUUUUUCAGCCUAUUCUUAGAAUGCGUUACCUGUUAACUAUCUGUUUUUCCCUCAUGAUACUGCCUCAUCAGACGACUUCAAGAAUUAAAGUCUGUAAAAUGAUCAGCGUGAUAAAUAUGUUUUUCGUGACUGUACACACAGACUCGUAGGCCCCAUUUACAUGGAGAAAACUUGUCCCGGAUCAGAGUAGGGUCACUCGCAUACCCAAGCUACCCUGGGGAGGCGAGCCAACUUUUCAUACAUUUCCUUACAAAACGUGGCGAACCGUUUACAUUAUUGUAUGGUUACCCUCCUAGCCGGCAAGCCGGGCCAACUUUUCUUCAUAUAAACACUUUGGCUCACACACCCGGGGUAACUCGGUCAAGGCGAGACAAUCAAAGCAUGCGCUAGCGCUGUUGGCUGGGACAAAAGGAUGACUAAAUUCGACUCGGCUGGGAGGGUGACCAUUCAACCCGGGGCCUGAGAUAAUCUAACGUUAUUUCUUCCGUUUGUGUUUAUGCAACUCUCUUAUGUACUGUAUAAUUCACUGAUAAACGUUUUGUUGAUUUUCAGAACAAGUCAACACGACUGUAAACAGGAUAUAGCUUGUUGUAAUGAAGUGUUCCCUUGCAACGUCGUUAUGGUUGUUAUACGUCAAAGUAAUGUGAAUGGGCAAGAGAGAAUGAGCUUAUAGCAACAGAUAUACGUGAUUCAAAAUGGCUCUUUUAUCUCUUUCAAUCCCAAGAUAGACUACCGAACGUAAAUAUUAAAGAAAAAUCUCAAUUUUAAAUUUCCAAAAAUAUACUGAAACGGUGCUACAGUUUUUGUUGAGACCUCUUUGAUGGAGCACAAUUCUUUGUUUCUGCUCACAAAUUAUGACGGAAUAAAUGAAUCCGACGUUUUUAUUGGUCAACAGGAUCAAAAUGAUAGUAAUUCUAUUGAACGUUGUGCGCCGUCAGGUCCGCAAAAACAUGUAACAAAAAAAUCUGACGGACUUCAUAACCAUUCAACUCUAUUAACUACAGUUGGUCCCGUGAAAAGUUCGACGUUUGUCGCUGGCCUAGGUAACGUAACCUAGAUGCUUCAAUUAACUAUAAUUCUAAUUUGUAGUGAAGGUACACCUAGACUCCAUAAUAGAGUUGUUUUACUUAACCGCGCGUGAAAUAGAUAGUAGACUAAUACUAUUACACUCUAAUUGUUUUCUUCUGUUUACUUGUAAUUGGCCCAGAUUCUUACAUACUGUUUGCGCGUUUAGUUAAAUCGCUCUACUCUGUGCUUGAGGCUUUACCUUGAAUAUUAUGUCUUGAAUUUUUUAAUGAUCUAUACCACAAGAAACGAAAAAAGAUCAGCAAUAAAUAAAAGAGUCAUUCUUUAAUAUAUUUUUAAAGUAAUUAUCUCGUUAAGACAAUGUUCCCAAUACUGGUGUACACAACUCUACGUUCGUGCUUUAGUUCCGAAUUUGUAUACUUUUCAUUCGCAGAUUCAAGUUCAAAUCAUAGUCCUUUUUGCGUCAGGUCUUGUGUGGCUAUUGUGUGUGACAGUCUACUUACCUCUCUGAUAGAAGAACUUAGUUUUUUAUGGAUUUUAUCCUUUGUCUGGUGUAUUCCAGUUCAGUUUUACUUUUAUUAAUAUUAUUAUACCUGUAUUUAGUUGUAAUUUUCCUGAUCCUAGGAAUGAAAGUUAAAAGAGCAAUUUCAAGGGUCUCUAUGGUUUAUCAUAUUUUAUUGUCUGUUUGAUUAGGAUGAAACUUUUACUUUCCAGAUUCUUUAAUCCCAGUUCUAUUUAUAUUAGGAUGAACAACAUCAUGGUAGUGAAAAUUAUUGUUUAUCUACAAUGGAGGACAAAAAUCCUUGGGUAAAGUGUACAGGGGUGCACAAACUACAACAUUGCUUGGGGGAGAGGUGGAAAAAUUAAGGCAGAUCGUGUUAAUUGUCCUAAGAAUUUUGUCCUCCAUUGUAGACCCCUACGAAGUAACUGUACUAUGUACUUAAUCUAACAGUUACCACAGCAAAGCCGGAUCGCUUCAGUUCUUUUUUUCUUACUCGUUGAAUGAAAACAAAUGAUUUUAUUUAGUGUAUCAUAUUUAAUAGCAAGUAUUUAAAUGAUGUGAAUCCUAGAGUUAUGGUUUGAAUGAUUGAUAUAUCUAGUUAAUAUUUCUUUGAUCUGGACGAGUGAAAUGGAGCUGAAUUGUAGAACGUGAAAAAAAUAAACUUGUAAAAAAACCAGAUGCGUUGCUGUGUUACAAUUCAAACUUAAUUCGUUAUUGGAGACUUGGUCGAGCUGUUCUUGUUUGUUGAUUGUUUUAAAUUACAAGCUCAGUCUAAACUUGAAUAUGAUAAAGUAGAAUUCUUGUUUACGAAAUCAUUCAGAUGAUUUCCGAAUAUCGCAAACAACACUACCAAAAAUUGAGAUAAAGAAAAACGGGAACGAACUUUACAAGUUCAAAAAUACAGCACCAAACAUUUUCUUAUUUACAAAAUAAUGUAGCACAAAGAGAUGGCACAUUUUAAGAGUGAUCUGGCUAAAUCAGUGAGUUUAAGUUCUAGAGAAAUAAAAUGCUACAGGCUCAAAAAAAAAAAUAUAUCAUUCCCGAAAAGUGUGAUAGACCUCUUUAGCUUGUAUGUUUUGUUUUCCCAAUAGAGGUCCCAGGGGAAUUAACUUUUUGUGCUUCAUGGGUAGAUAUGCACGAAAAUAGACGAAAUUUGAAAGAAACCAUUCUCUAGAGUAUUAUCCCAUGACCUGUAUUAGGAACAUACAAGCUAAAGAGGUCUAUUGGCCUAGAUACCUUAACUUAGCAGACUUAGCCUGCGAACGCCAGACGUUUCUCCUCGCUCAUCGCUGCUGAGGCACGUUUCGCAAGGAGGAACGUCUGCGACUCAGCGACAGAAAUUCCAUACUGAUGACGUAAUUCAAUGUUUACAUAAUAAAUCUGGUAGUCAUGGGGUUCCAAAAGCAGAUUUGUUCAAUUUUACGAUUCUCCUGGUCGAUUUUGUGUUGUGUAUAUUCCACAGGUAUGGCCUGUUUUGUUAUAGAUUCAUCGCGUUUACUUUGCCUUCUGUCUUGGGUCUGUCAUUCGUAAACAAUGGCUAGAGCAAUGUAACUACUCCCACGUCCAAUCAGCGCUUAUGACCGGAUUCCGGACAGAUUUUACGUCAUCAGUAUGGAAUUUCUGUCGCUGAGUCGCAGACGUUCCUCCUCGCGAAACGUCCCUCGUCGGCGAUGAGCGAGGAGAAACGUCUGCCGUUUGCAGGCUAACCUUAACUUUUGACUGAUUCAUCGUGUGUCGACUCCAGAGCCUUGGGUUUUUUUUUGGGGGGGGGGGCGCUUAAUCCUUAGUCAUGCGCGAUACAGAAUAGCUGUGUCUCGGCUGUGUCCGGCCAUGGUCUGCUCAUGCGCAGUAGAGAAAAAAAGUUGUUUUGCUACUGCUGCAUUCAGUGCUCUCCUCAUCAACGCAGUGAAGUCCCUGAGUUGCAAGGAGGACCCUGGGAACGAGGUUGCCUGUGUUGGUGGCAAACUGCACACAACUUCUGCAACUGCCGGAAGUAAAACUUAUCCGCCAGUGGCUUAUAUUUGGAAAUUGCUCUAACGGCAAAGAAAAAAUAAACCUUGUGCGAGACAAGCCGAGCGUGAGUUUGUACACGUUAUAUUUCGACAAACGCUGAACAAAAGCAUGAAGCUAUAGUAUCAUAAUAAUUAAUCAUAACUAUAAACCGGUGUGACGAUGAGAUAAUUUAGGAUAAUGUAUGUACACCUGGUAAAUUGAAUUUAGACUACAAAACAGUCGGUUAUGCCCCCAAUAUUAUCAUUUGCAUUUUGAAAAUUACAUGACAGAAUUUCUCUCCCGUUAAAAGCCCAUGGGAUUCUGAGUUGCAAUUUCCCUUUCUAUUACAAGCCCCUCCGAAUGAAAUCCCCUCAAAAAGGCUUUUAAAAGGUAUAGAUCCUGGGGCUUUAGAACUUUGUGGUAUGACAACUACUGACAGCGCUUAAUUUCCCUCUCAAGUAUAUUGACUCCCAAUAUUUUGGUUUUGUAAAAAUAGCAAUGAAUUGCCGACAGGUAAAAACGACGGCUAUUCGUGUAUGCUGAAACAAAUUAAAUAUAGUCAGAAAUUUAUGAAUAAAUGUUUAUAACAAAAAUAAAAUGAAUCUCAAAAUCUAAUUUGAGAUAGUUUUGCAAGGAUCGUGAGAAAAAUAUUAUCGGCAAAGUGAAUCAAUUAAAAAAAAAUGAAAAAGAGAGAGAGACGGGAAAAUUCGUGCUUCCGCUACGCAAAAUUUGUUUCCAACACAAGAAAUUCCUAAAUCAAAUCAUUUUCGAGCAGGGUUUCUCCGCUUGUCACGUGUACCUCAAGAGUAGAGAAAUUAAAGCGGGAUGAAACGCGUCGGGCGCUGUCUACAAGUACAUGUACAGUUCGUGACAGUAUUCCGAAAAUUCCAUGUUUAAAAUGAAACGGUCCAUUUGAGUUAAAAAGAGUUCCAUCUCACAAUAGUUGAAACCCGAACAAAAAUAGCUUCUGGAGUUUUCCGUUCCACUUGAUCUUGCGGUUGGAAAGUACCGAGUUUCGGUUGAAUGGAUCGCCCAUUAAUUAACCAAAGGCUCUUCGAUUUUCUGGGAAGAUCGAAGGGCCCGGCUCUCACUGGUUCGAAGGAAUCUUGUUGCAAACGUGAACAGUUAAAUUCCUUCGAAGUAUUGCAUUCUUUAUUUUACUAGUAUAAUCUUAUAGUUUUCUUAUUUCGCUUUUCAUUAACAAUUCCAAGUGAACGAGGCAGAUCUUAGUUUUAAAUUCAAUCGCAACAGAAACAUACAAUUCAACAAAAAACUGUAAAAAGUUGUCCAUUGAAAACUGAUCUCUUUCUUUAAUAAUAUAGAAUUAAUUUGUCUUUCGAUGGUUGGCUGCAUUGACAAAACAGGUGAAUUGAACGAUUUGUCAAAAAGAGAGAUCCGUUCGCGGCAUUUCAGUCCAUUUCAAAAUGAAUUGGAUAUUAGUGUCUUAGGGUUGUGCCAACAUUUUGCUGAAAUUUCAGGAUAUUUCACUCUCGAUCCAGCACUUUCUAAUACCGAUAUAUAAAUUGCCUUCAGCCGUUUUGUCUUAAAUUCCGGCUACAAAACAAGUGACCAACAAUUGAUCGCAUAAUUGUCGCGUAAUUUUUAGGGCGAACGCACGUAAAUUUUACGCAAGUAAAUAAUUAAAAAUAAGACGCAAUAUAUGAAAGGUCGAUCGCUUGUAAGCGUAAAAAUUGAACCUCGCUCAACUUCUCGUUUAAGCUCAGCAAUUUUUAUCCUUCCCCUGCUUUAUUUACGUGAUUAACAUUUGCAUGCGUAAUUAAUGUAGAAGCCAAAAACGCGUCAGUGGAAAUCAACUUUCAAACUGUCGCGGCCUUGUGCUAUUUACCAAAGUAUAAAAAUAUAUUAUCAUGCAGAGCAUUUAUUUUGAGCUUGCUAGAUUUUAAAACUAAAAAAUUAUAAUUUAUUUCUUUUAUUCUAACAGAGAGAAAUAAAUCCGAUUAAUUUGUCUUUUACAAACCCCCUCGGAAGAAUAUUUUGAAUUCUCUGAAGGACUCGAACCCAAGUAUAUAUCAGCAGUAACUAGUUAGUAGUUUGGACAACUCAGCCAUUGAGCUAUAUGUAUUAUAAAGCCAGUGAGGGGGAUCAAACUAGUAAGGUCUCUUUGGAAGCGUCAUAUGAAUAUUCAAUCAAAGUGAAGUCCUUUUUAGCAACAGAGACUUUUGUGAUUGAGUAUUUCAGUCAGGAAUAUUCUCUGGAAGUUAGAUACGUUGUACGCCACUCUUAAAGGCUAAUAAGGUCUUAUCUUACAAGCAACUUUUUUGACGUCCCUUAACUACGUUUCAAAUCAAAGAAAGCAGACAUUUUAUUUUAAUAUGAACGUAAAUAACAUUAAAUAGUGUGAAAGUAAAGAGAAUAUGCAAAUAAUGUGCUCAUGGUGUGCUGAAUACGGUAUCAGCGACGUACCAUUAGUGACAAAAUGAUCACUUAGCAACCCUUAAAAAGAGGAAGACAUAUUUUUUCAGAUCCUAGGAAAUUACCAGUGUUAGUUGUUUUUACCAACCAAGUGCCAUUUUACAAUUUAUCAAGCAGUUUGUUUUAAGUGUAGAUUGUUCUAGUCAUCUAUUCAAAACUUCGCAUUGUGUUCAUCAUUUCAAGGAGAACAAAAGUGAAAUUUGCAUAAAGUGGUUGUGUUUUUCAAAACAGUGCUGGCAGCGAUCAGGCCUCCACGGUAGAUGGCAGGUUAAAGCUGCAACCAGCUACCACAGUAACGACGAAAAUUUCUAAUUGCAUCGCUGCGUUUCAUUCUUUCGUAUUGAACUGGCAUCGUAAGUGCGCUGGCUUCGGCAGAAGACUUCAACUAAACACUCUGAGUGGCAAGUUAUGAGAAAGCAUGGAGAGAGCAGUCGACGUGGUGCAAGACCGCGCUCCAAUAUGGCUGCGAUCGAUGCCUUCCGAAGCUACAAAAGAUCAACACAAGGAGUCUUUUAAGACACGCGGACCUACAAGAAAGCCAGAAGCCCUGUGGUCUAAGACCAAAGAACCAGAGAUCGUCCUCGAGACAGAAGCCUUCCAGAAGAAGAAGCAGAAGAAAAAAUUGGUAGAAGAUGACGAGCUUGAUUUCACUAAGGCUCGAGAGAAACUUCGAGAAAAGUUUGAAUAUGUGCUCACCAUUCCAGCUGAAAUAAAGGAAAAGCUUCAGUCCAUAUGUCUGCGAGAUACAGCUUCCAGAGUGGAAGUAUCAGAGGCCGAAGAGUCAAGAUCCGGUAAAGAAAUUGAUUUUGAUAGAGAGUAUGACAUCAUCGAGUUACAUGAGCACAUAUUGGUUAUUGGAGGAGCAUCAGGGGGACAGGGGAAUGAGCCGACUGAUAAAGUAGAAGCCUAUGACAUUAUGAGCGGAGAAUGGCGACAGAUCGAACCCUUACCGCUGGAAACUACGGCUUGUUAUGCCACGGCAAUUACAGGUAAAGUCAGUUAUACAACAAUAACCACAAUAUAUACACUAAGUCUGUUCGAUAAGCAUCACAAUAAAUUUGUGACAACUUCCGUUUGGUAGGCAAUAAUUCCUAACAUAAUAAAGGUUCUUGGAACAUCAUAACCGUAACAAAUUCUCUAAUCGCCAGCAACUGACCUGUAGUAAGAAAAUUCAGUUGGUUGAUCAGAGCAUAUUACGUAAUUUUGAGUCUUUGAGAAGUGGAACAGCUAUUAACAGACCCGAAGGUUAUAUAGUAUUAGAGCAACAUAAUCAGUGCGUGUAUCCUUUACAUCAAAUUGUUAAAAUAUAGCAGCACGCAAACAUGAGUGUCUUUGUUUCCGAAAGGAUCUUUCACGACAAGCACUCAACACAAUACAGAAAUAAUGUAGAAGCAAUGAUCCGAAGCACGCCAAUCUCUGUCACGUGCAGUUUUUCUGUUUAUGUUAAUAUUAAAAUACUGAUUUAGUUAACAGAAGGUCACCAACUUCCCCUGAAAAAAAGGCUGUACACAAGCUUUCACAGACUCCUCCUCACCUCAAGAUUUUUCGGCAGCUUACACAAGAAAGACGAAACUACAGGAGCGUCAAAAAAUCAAUAGGUUGCGGAAUAAGCAAAAUCAGGCGUCAGGCCUUGCAAAACAAACAUCUCUUCACGUGCACUCACUGCACGAUUACGACGUGAUCUUUCGUAAUUUCGCCAUUUAUGAAGGACGCUGGAAAACACAAGAUUCUGUUUCAUUCUCUGAACUUGGAUACGGACCUUACGAAUUCCAGUCUAGCAAAAUUCGCAUACUUGUUGGACGGAAUGGAAUCAUCUCGAUCAGGGGAGUUUGCAAAUAAUGCGAAUUCACCUUUUACGAGCGCGGUUCGAUUGACCGUAAUCCGGAAUAAAAAUAAACGGAAUUGACAAUACAAAUAAUUUGUUUUGGUAUUUAAAGAAAAAAUCUGCUCGAAAUAAAACAUUCCGAGGUAUGCAGCGUUUAAUUGGCCAAAAAUCGUUGUAGAAGAGAUCGGUAACAUAACUUCUGCGUAUUGUUAUUCCUAGCCUGCGAAAACAUCCGUUUCUCCUCGCUCUUCGCCGAUUGGGACGUUUCGCGCGUCCCCAUCGGCGAAGAGCGAGGAGAAACGGAUGUUUCGCGCAGGCUAUCUUAUUCCAGAAUACGCUACGAUCAAUCCAACGCACCUUUAGUGACGUUUUCGCUGACGUCGCUGGCUGGGGUCGGCCUUACACAGACACAAAUGAAAUAAUUGCACCUCAAUUGGUGGCCGGCGUGGGCCUCCAGGUUUUGAUUUUUAUCCUCGACGCCUCCAAGACCUUUACUGAAUGGUCUACAUAUUGCUAGACCCUCACUAAGGUGGCUCAAUGACUGAAAGUAAACUGAUCGCCCUCCUAUAGGUACAAGAAUUAACUGAGCCUUUACAAACAACGGGGGAAAACUACAAGUUUGUCUAUUGCGUUUUUAUUAAUAAAAUAGUUGUCGUGGGAAAUUUUCCGCCAAAACGCCUCCAGUUGCCUGUGGUCUAAUAGCUGUUAAUUGAGAUAUGUUACAUUGGUAUGCCUGCGGUGCGGACGGUCGGACAGGCGUACAGUCACGUGAUGAAUGAAAUUUCUCGGAUUCGCCAUUUCCACAUUUCCCAUAAAUGCACCUUAUUGGCCCCCCAAAAUUUUGCAUAAGCAUCGUUUUAAAUUUCUCUUGGGACAAAUGUAAUAACAGGAGAAAUGAAAAACAAAGGUUAUGCAAAAUUUGCGGGGGCAAAUAGGGUGCAUUAUCGGAAAUGUGGAAGUGGCGUAAGGAUGGAUAACCAAGUUUUCUUAGGUAUGAGGCUCCACUCGAACGCUCGAAACGCGUGUGGAGCUCUGCUAAAACAGCAAUAUCCUCAUGGUAGACUUAAAGCUUUUAAGCUCCCUCCUGCCCUAUUGACACUGACCAGGCUUCAUUCUUACCAGAGCUGUGACUCUUAUUUCAGGUAUUCCUGGGAUUGUUGUUGUUGGAGGUUUCGGCGACUGGAAAGCACUGAAUACAAUCCAGAUGUAUGACUGGGUGAGCAAGGAGUGGCAUGUACUCAAACACAUGAGAAAGAGACGCUGGGGGUGUUUCGCAACAGGAACAGAACACGGAAUUGUUGUGGCUGGCGGCUGUGAUCAAGGCAGUGUCUUAAACAGCGUGGAGUUGUACAACAUGAAAAAGAAAGAAUGGUACACAUUGCCCUCAAUGUUGGAACAACGCUGCAACUUCGGUGGUGCUGUCAUUGGCCGCAAACUGCUGGUAGUCGGUGGUGGAGCUGGUUUUUAUUUCAACAGCGCCAAAAACACAGCGGAGAUUUUUGACGGAGAGCAAGGAAAAUGGACAAAGUUACCGCCUAUGAGGCGCAAGCGUUAUGGUUGCGCGGCAGCAGCGUGGAAGAACAAACUUUUCGUGGUUGGAGGCUGUGACAGCAAUGGAGAUGACAUCUUAAAUGUGGAGGCGUUUGAUAUCGAAACUCAUGUUUGGCUCGAUUUACCACCAUUACCCGUUGGGUAUUCGUUGUGCCGGGCGCAUAUUGUUCAGAAUAUGCUGGUAGUGUUCGGGGCUGAUGGAGGAGAAAAUGCUAAUAUCGUGUAUGCCUUGGAUUUUGAACUUAACAUUUGGAGCAAGUUUAUGGAAAUACCGCAAGGACGUAACGCUUAUGCUAUAGCAGUGGUUGGUGUCUAGAAACCGAGAACAAUUAGCCUGCGAGCAAGAGCUCCUUUUGGGGGAUUUCGUGAAAAGUACACUUCACAGCUUCGCGGCUUCCUCGCACGUCCUCGAGUGGCUCGUUUCGCUCGCCCAAAUAGAAGAACUUGCUUGCAGGCUAAAGAGAAAUUUGGAAGGGCCUUUAACGAAGAAAAAGCAUUUUGUGUCAUAAAAUUAUACUAGAGAAUUUCCUUCCAUGCAUUUUAUAUUUAAAUGGUCAAUGCUUAGUUUAACUGAUAAAAUACCGGAAUUUCGAAUCUUGCGAGCGAAGUUAUUUUCAUCAGUGGCUGUAAUAAAAACUGUGUUACAAAAAUAGCAAAUAUAAAAUAAGUGACAUAACUGAUCCUAAGUUACUGGCCCCUUCUUCACUCUGCAAGGUACGUUGUAAAUGUAGGAAACCUGUUCCAGAGCACAGGUAUCUACCAAAUACAGUUUGAUAUAAACGAUCAAACAGUGCAUUAACCGAGCGAACAAUGUGUCUGCAAGUCCGUAAUGGAGUUUAUAUCAGUAAGUGACUGUCUAUAAUCAAGUCAACUACGCGACUGACAAGCGACGCGAACGACUUCGUAAACGCUAAAAGCCAUGCAGGAGAGAAACCUCUGCAGCUCGCGCAUGGUAUACAACUGUAUUUUGCUGCCCAUAGUGAAGUAUUGGGCAAGGCGAGUUGACCGUAAGCGUUAUGUAAAAUGUGUUUUUUAUAUUUUUUCACAGAAUAGUAAUAAAUGUUAGACGAUUGUUUACAGUCACUCUACGAACUGAAAAGCCUUUACUAUUACGCUUCAGUAGUAAGGGUUUUGAAGUCGACAAGCCGAAACAAUGCAUGCCUAAGGCAAACAUAUACAGAAAGAUGUCGAAUAUUUAUUGGGAUUGCAUUAAACACAAGAUCGACGUUGUUAUUAUAAUUCUUCGUAAAGGACACUUAAUGUAGACAAUUUUGUGGAAAUUUUUCAAUUAAAGAAUUUCAUAGGCUGCUUUUCAUAAAAUUUUAAUAGUACGAUAGGCCAUUUCCGAGUUUUGCCCUAAGCCUCUGUUUCAAAGCGAGGCUAAGAGCCAAGCCAUUGACAUGCAAAUGAUAUUAAUCAUAGCUCAUACAAAUAACACUCAUUUUCAUUAGAAACGUUUUGCACGUAGCCUAGUUUGAAAAGUAGAGAUUUUAUUGAGACUUGGAAAUGGCCUGUUGACUUGAUCGACGUUUUUGCUAGCCUAGCAGGAGGACUUGGCCUGCAAACGCAAGCGUAUUUCUGGUUUCGAGUGGAGACAAGCUAUGUCUGCGUUCGCAUGCUAAGGAAAGAAGAUUGAGCUCUGCUUUUUGUUUACACUAAACUAGCCGCAUUUCAUACUAGCAGCUGGGAACGCUAAAAACACUCAUGGGGUAUUUUCUUUUUAUUUUCCACAUAGCUGAAUAAAAUAAAUCCUCGUGCACAAACACUGAAAAUAAGCUGAAACAUGUAAAAUGAAAGGUAAAAAAGACUGUAAAAUUAUUUCGAUUAAUUUUAACCAAGUUUCGGUUUGUACUGCAGUUUUAGUUUGCCUGGAGUUCAUGUUAACCCUUAAUUACAUGUUAACCGAGUUCAAAAUAACGGAACUCUUCAUCAUAUCUAUUGCAAAUCAAAUAAACGCACAUCGGAUUGAAGCAAUAAGAGUGGCGCCGCCUUC
This is a messenger RNA of Porites lobata, 24083 nucleotides long. The record is from the annotation of a GenBank genome assembly. NCBI's taxonomy places the organism in Eukaryota, Metazoa, Cnidaria, Anthozoa, Scleractinia, Poritidae.